AUGAAUCAUUCAAAUUCAAAUUCAACAAGAACGGAAACAUCCUUCGCUAAAUCUUCAAAAAAAGCUUUUCCUAACUCAAAAAAUAUUGGCUACAAUUUUUCAUACGUUAACAAUCAUUACGAUAAUAACAGCAAUACGAACUUAUUAGCCAGUCAUUCGUACCAACACCAAAGAACAGAGUCGUCGGAUACUGUGGAGUUUUCGGCAUUCUCAUCAGAAAGUGAAGAAAGUGAUAACGGUGGAUCAGAAAGAGAGAAAACAAGGACAAUUAAGAAAUUAAAGGAGGUGAAGGUACAAAGAGCAGAAGAAAAAGUCAUGAAUCGGGAAAAUAAAAUAAAAAGUAACAUUAUCGAGUACGGAUAUACGGAUAGCAACGGAAAUGUUACAUCCCAAGACCGUAAUAGAAAAUGUGGAUGCAUUCCAAAGAAACUGAGAUUUUGGAAAAGGCGGCGUGAUACACUCCCCAUAAACAAUAAAUAUGUAAAAAAGGAGCAUCAUCGAGGAGAUGGAGUUGGAGGGAAUAACAGCAGCACAUCACCAAAUACACAAGAUUUGAGGACGACCGAAUCAAUAGUAUGCAUGAUAAUGCUGAGUUCUCAAACGAAAGAAUUUCCGUGUGAAGAAUGCACGGGUUAUCCGGGUGUUUUUUACAAUGUGAGCACAUUUUGUGUGUUAAAAGGCAUUUGGGCGAAUGCCAUAAAUAAGACCUCAUUAGAACAAGAUCUCGGAUGGAUGUCAAACAGCCGAUUUUGCGAAUGGGGCGGCGUCUCUUGUGAUAGCAACAAGAAUAUUAUUGCCCUAACCUUGAAAAACCCAUAUAUUACCAGCACCCUUUCCAAUGAUAUGGGAAAUCUGAUCACGCUUCAAAACUUGUCAAUAUCCGGUAGUGGGACAUUGCCAAGUGACAAAAUCCCAACAACAUUGUUCCAAUUACCCAAUUUAAUUUCGCUGAGCAUCGUUUCGACAGGGCUCACCGGGGGCAUUCCUGAUACCAUUAAUAACAUGACAUCUUUGAAGUUUUUGACCCUAUCAAAGAAUCAAAAUCUCGGUGGUGUUAUCCCUUCUUCCAUUGGAUUGUCGUCGUUAACAACUUUGAUCAUAUCAGGUCAAGGAAUCACCGGCACUAUUCCAAAUUUUUUGGGAGAAAGCAAGACUCUACAGCCAAAUCUUCAGAAUUUGGACCUGAGUCUAAACUCAUUGACGGGAACAAUACCACCGUCUUUGAUGCUCCUUAAUUCUAUAAAAUCCCUGGUUAUACAAGGAAACCGCUUAGAAGGUUCAAUUCCUUCGAUUGACUCUUCUAAAUUUCCUAGUCUAGUUGCUCUCGACCUGGGAACAAAUAAUUUGACGGGCACAAUUCCGAGUUCAAUAUCAACCCUGGAUAAUCUUAGAUCGUUACGUUUAACCGCGAAUAAAUUGACCGGAAGUAUUCCGUCAUCGUUUAAAAACCUAGAUAAUCUGAAAGAAUUAGAUUUGAGCAAUAAUAAAUUAAGUGGUAACAUACCCAUCGAAAUUGGUAGUAUAACAUUGGACACACUAAUUCUUUCGGAAAAUACGUUGACGGGUGCCAUUCCGGGUAAUAUAUGUCAAAGAACAUAUAAUCGAUGCGACCUAAGUUCAAAUAGUUUUUCCUCCACGGGUUCUAAGUGUGGACAAUGCUCCCUUUGA
Molecule: messenger RNA, 1668 nt
Organism: Acaulospora morrowiae
Lineage: Eukaryota; Fungi; Glomeromycota; Glomeromycetes; Diversisporales; Acaulosporaceae
Source: the annotation of a GenBank genome assembly